AUGUGAACCGGACCCAACCCAAUGGGAUCGGUUUUCGGGCGGGUCGAUUUCCGGUGGUUUCCUUCCAAUAAACCGUUUUGUUCUUGUCCAAUUCUCGAAGAAGAAAUUAGCUGAAGGAUCUCUCCCUAGUUUCAUCUUCAUCGUAUCUUCUGAUUAUUGGAUUUAAUCACAAUCCAAGAAGGAGGGAGCCAUGUCCUUCAUGAAAGGAGACUUGCUAACUAAGACUAGAAAGCUCGUCAAGGGCUUGGCCAAAGCAGAACCUGUUUGGCUCAAAGCCAUGGAGCAGGCGCCACCUCCUUCAUUUCCCCGAGUAGAUGGAACAAUUAAGACAAUCACUCUUCCUGAGGAUGUAUAUGUAAAAAAGUUCUUCAAGAAACAUCCAGACUCAUAUUACCAUGAUGCCAUCAAGUUCUGUGGUUUUAAUCCUCCCCCAGCCCGAAUAUUUGCCUGGCGAGUGCUUGAACUGAAGGAACAAGGUGUCAAUGAGGAGGAAGCCAUGACAGUAGCCAACAUGGAAUACCGGGCAGAGAAAAAGAUGAAAAAGAAUGCGUACUCUCGCUUGAAGCAAAUUGCACGUCUUCAAGGGAAGAAACCUCCUCGUAACCCUUAUCCAAGUGCUAUAAAGGAGAUACAAGCCGAGGAAAGGAAAUUCGUCCGGGACCGUUUCUUCGAUCCCAAGAUUAAAGAGAUUGCACAAAGGUUGAAGGAGGAGAGAGCAGCUGAAAUGCAGGAAAGAACGGGAGGCGGCCGGUGAUGGAAUAUUCCAUUCUCCCAUCUCUGCUUCUGGAAACUAGCUUUUGCAAUAAUUUUGACAGUUCAGUAAUUGAGAAUAUUUUUAGAUUCAAGCGAACACCAUAUCUGAAGCAUUAGUUCAAGAACAUUUAAAAGAUUUUUCUUUUGAUGUUAUUCAAUUAUUCGAUGGCUGACCCUCUCAGAAGGUGGCAAUGCCAAUCGCCUUGAUAAAUGUUCGAUCAACUUUUAAUCAUAUUGAUCCAAUUCAAUAUUCAUCAGUUUUUUUCUA
Messenger RNA from Cucumis sativus (cucumber), 1021 nucleotides. RefSeq lists its product as uncharacterized. NCBI's taxonomy places the organism in Eukaryota, Viridiplantae, Streptophyta, Magnoliopsida, Cucurbitales, Cucurbitaceae. Bases 191 to 754 code for a protein of 187 amino acids. The transcript has 5 exons. The record is from RefSeq and is a predicted model, not a curated record.